Molecule: messenger RNA, 2877 nt
Organism: Chara braunii
Lineage: Eukaryota; Viridiplantae; Streptophyta; Charophyceae; Charales; Characeae
Source: the annotation of a GenBank genome assembly
GUUACCAAGGUGGCCCGCGAGUUUUGCACGCAACGGUACGACGGCAAUAACGCGUCGCUGAUGUAUGUCCGCAUCCAAGUUGGGCAAGCGUCCUGCAGCGCUUUGCUGGAUAGCGGCGCAACUCGCAACUUCAUGAGUCAAGCCUUUAUGCAAAGGGCUGGCCUUGGCGCGCAGGUUCGGAGGAAGGCAAACCCGACAGCGAUCAAGUUGGCGGAUGGAAAGACGCAGCAACUUCUCGACCGUUACAUCGAAGCCGUACCGGUGUACUUCGCACCUCAUGCAUGCGAACCGGUCACGUUCGACAUCUUGGACACGGACUUCGACAUCAUUCUGGGAAUGCCUUGGCUUGCAAGUGCGGAUCACACGGUCAACUUCCACCAGCGGACUCUCACCGUUCGCGACGCCUUCGGAGCUGAGGUGCCGUGUACUAUUCCUCUUCCGCACCCUUCGAUCCGGUGCCAAGUCGUUACGUCAAAAUCGUUCCGGGCUACAUGUGCAUAUGAGCAACCCGACGAGAUAGGCCUAUUUCUCUUACGGACCGUCGCAGUAGCCGACUCUUCACCAUCGGACUUGUCUUCGGACCCCCGUGUGAUACGGUUGCUUGACGAGUUCGCCGACAUCUUCGAGUCACCUACCGGUGUGGUGUCGGAUCGGCCGAUCUCUCACGAAAUCAUUCUUGAGGCCGGUGUCGUGCCACCGAAUGGUUGCAUCUAUCAGAUGAGUGAGGAGGAACUGGAGGUCCUUCGCGCACAACUCGACGACUUACCGAACCGCGACAAGUGCGAAUUCGUCCAACAAGAGCUUGAGUACUUGGGCCAUUUCGUCACACCGGAGGGCAUCAGCCCGCUAUGGGAGAAAAUUCAAGUCAUCCAGGAGUGGUCGGAGCCGCGUAAUGUCACGGAUGUCCGUUCGUUUCUUGGUCUUGCCGGCUACUAUCAGCGCUUCAUCAAGGGCUAUUCGAAGAUCGCGGCCCACUUGACCAAGCUGCAAUGCGAGGAUCGGCCGUUUGACUUCGACGAGGAUGCGCGUGAAUCCUUUUUGGCUCUCAAAGCUGCACUUUUGUCGGUGGAGGUCUUGCGGAUCUACGACCCACUAUUGCCCACACGCGUCACUACUGAUGCGUCCGGCUAUGGUAUGGGCGUUGUCCUCGAGCAACACGAUGGCGUGGACUGGCACCCGGUCGAGUAUUUCAGCAAGAAGGUGCCUGUCGUGCACUCUAUUGACGAUGCGUGGAAGGAGUUAUUGGGCUUCGUACACGCAUUCAAGCGCUGGCAGCAUUUCCUUCUUGGUAGACGGCAAUUCCGAUGGGUAACGAACAACAAUCCGUUGGUCUUUUACAAGACCCAGGACACAAUCAACAACACUAUUGCCCGCUGGAUGACCUUCAUUGACCAGUUUGACUUCUUCCCCGAUCACAUUCCGGGCAAGUCAAACCGUUUUGCGGAUGCUCUAUCAUGGCGUCUAGACCAUUGCACUGCGGUCAACUCGACUUUUGAGAUUGAUGACGACUUGCGGGACAGUUUCAUCCGUGGCUACCAGGCCGACCCCGAGUUUUGCGACAAGUACGCUAAUUGUUCCUCACCCAAUCCGGCACCUUCUCAUUAUCGGAUCCAGGAGGGUUAUUUGUGUGUCCACUCGCGGGGGAAGGUUCUUCGCGUACCGAGUGACCCUCACUUGCGUACACGGCUUCUUGGCAAGUUCCACAAUGCCCCUGCCACCGGACAUUUUGGCGUGAAUCGAACGAUUGGUCGACUUAGCGAGCGAUUUUGGUGGCCCGGUCUUCUCGACGACGUCACACGCUACUGCGAGUCAUGCGAGAUUUGCCGACGUUGCAAAUACCGCAAUCAUCGUCUGUAUGGCGAGUUACGACCACUACUGGUUCCCUUGCGUCGACGGGAGGCGAUUGCCAUGGAUAUCACUGGGCCAUUCCCCAAGCACAAGACCGGUGUGGAUGGGAUUCUCACGAUAGUCGAUCGACUCACCAAGUUUGCCAUGUUUUUGCCUUGUCGCUAUAAUGCCAAGGCACCCGAAUUGGUCGAGAUCAUCAUCAGCAUGAUGGGAGAGAUGCUGCAACGGGAUGCGGCGAAAAUUGGGGCUGACAACAACAACAACAACAACAACAACAACAAUGACGAUGCCGGCAGCGACGACCAUGGCAACAGCAACAACAACUACAACAAUAACAACGACGACAGCGGGAGCGACGUCCACGGCAGCAGCAGGGUUGAGAGAGGUGUCCGGGCAUCUCAGAUCAUCAUCACAAUGAUGGGAGAGAUGCCGCAAGCGGACGUGGUGGGGAUUGGGGAUGCCAACAACAACAACAACAACGAUGAUGGCGGCAGCGACGACGGCGGCGGCAGCAACGACCACGGCAGCAGCGGGGAAGAGAGCAUCAGCAUGAUGGGAGAGUUGCCGCAUGCUGACGUGGUGGGGAUUGGGUUUGACACGGAUUAGAGGCUUACCAUCUCCCCCCUCUUCCCCCCUCUUCAACCCCGUUGUCUGGCUGAGGAUAGGAGUAGGAUAGUCGAUGUUGAUUGGUGUUGCCCGGCCAGCAAUAUCAAUCAAGAACGAGGUGCUGAUCGCCCCGUGGGAUGGAGGUGGGCUGGUAAGGGACUAGUAUGCAGGUGGUCAAUCCUUCCCUUGCGCAGGGAAGUAAUCAAUGCCCCUGCUCUCUUCGGACAAUGGGUAAUGGAAGCUGCACUCACCGUCCAGAUCAGACAGAUUACAUCAUUGAUAAGGAUCACACACAUCAUCAUCUCUUUGUUAGGGUUUUGGGUUAUUGCAUAAAGGACGCUGGACUCGACGUCCAGAUCACACAUAUUACAUCACUGAAAGAGAUUCGUCCUUAGUCUUGAUUGAUAAAGAUCAUACACGUCA